This is a messenger RNA of Cucurbita moschata (crookneck pumpkin), 1201 nucleotides long. RefSeq names its product glyoxylate/hydroxypyruvate reductase HPR3-like. NCBI's taxonomy places the organism in Eukaryota, Viridiplantae, Streptophyta, Magnoliopsida, Cucurbitales, Cucurbitaceae. Gene Ontology annotation, cellular component: cytosol. Bases 62 to 1045 code for a protein of 327 amino acids. Gene Ontology annotation, molecular function: NAD binding; glyoxylate reductase (NADPH) activity; hydroxypyruvate reductase [NAD(P)H] activity. The transcript is spliced from 2 exons. The record is from RefSeq and is a predicted model, not a curated record.
AUUUGUUAAGAGAGGCAGAGGCUGCAGCACUCUGAGAAAAGUAGAAUAGUAGAAUGGUAGAAUGGGACCCGAAGAUCAGGCGAACGAGCUUCCUCAAGUGUUGGUUCUAGGUCCGCCUCCGGUAUUCCCAUAUCUGGAAUCCCAAUUCCCAAACAGAUUCCAUUUCCUAAAACCAUGGCUUUCCAAUCUCCCUCUAACCCAAUUCCUUAUCUCUUAUGCCCAAUCCGCCACAGCCUUGCUUAUCCGAGGCGGUGGAACUGUCCAACUCACAUCCGCCAUUCUCGACUGCCUGCCCUCGCUCCAGCUCGUGGUCACUGCCAGCGUCGGUGUCGAUCACUUGGAUUUGCCGGAAUUACGCCGGCGUGGGUUGGCUAUUGCCUAUGCAGGAAAUGUGUUCUCUGAAGAUGUCGCCGAUAUGGCGAUUGGAUUACUAAUCGACGUUAUUAGGAAAGUAUCGGCGGGAGAUCGGUUCGUGAGGCAAGGGCUUCGGUCAACGAAAGGGGAUUUUCCUCUCGGAUUAAAGUUGAGCAGCAAGCGAAUUGGAAUCGUUGGAUUGGGGCAAAUAGGCUCUGAAGUUGCCAAAAGGCUGGAGGGUUUUGGCUGCAAAAUCUCAUAUUACUCGAGGAUCAAAAAGUCAAUGGCUCCAUAUUCCUACUAUUCCAAUGUAUAUGAACUUGCAGCCAACUGUGAAGUACUCAUAAUUUGUUGUGCGUUGACUGAGGAAACCCACCAUAUAAUCAACAGGGAGGUGAUGGUUGCAUUAGGAAAAGAUGGAGUGAUUGUCAAUAUUGGUCGUGGUGCGAUCAUCAACGAGAAGGAGAUGAUUCGGUGUUUGAUUGAAGGGGAGAUUGGUGGAGCUGGGCUGGAUGUGUUUGAGAAUGAACCCAGAAUUCCUGAAGAGCUCUUUCAUCUUGAUAAUGUUGUAUUGACACCGCAUGUUGCUGUCGGAACAUAUGAAUCUCGAAUGGAAUUGUCUAAGUUGAUGGUGGAGAACUUAGAGACAUUCUUCUCAAACAAAUCUCUUGUGUCUCCCUUUGUGGAUUAAUUAUGGUGCAGUUUUCGGCUGAGGGAGGUUGGUUUCUUGACAAAAAGGAGACUCCUAAAACUUGACAACAAAGCCACGCUGAUGUAUUGGUGUAUUUGACCAUUUCUUUUAGCUCAUCAAUACAAGGAUUCAAACUUCUCCUUUUGGUCAAGAGUA